GCCCUAAAGAGGUACUGGGAGCAGUGCUUUAAAGAAGUACUGGGAAGUUUUCUGACUCAGGGUAACAAGGGAAAGAAUUUGUCUAUUGAAGAAAAACAUUAUGUGCAGUUGCUUAAAGUUCUGUUGAGACAGUCUGCAGCUCAGGUUAAUUCGCAGACACUAACCUCCUGCAGAAGCCACAAAAGGUUAUUACACAUAACCCAUGGUUUCCACAGGCAGGCACUCUUGAUGUGGAAAAUUGGGAUACAGCAGGAGAAGGAUUAAAACAGGCUCAUCAAAAAGGUCUUAAAGUUGAUUCUUCUGUUUUCUCCACUUGGAGUUUACUUUGUACUGUACUUCUGCCAUUAUCUCAUUAUUAUUCUGCAGGACAGCAAGCUGAAUCAAAAAAUCUGAAAGAAUCUGUUGACCCACCCACAGCUCCAAUUAAAAAUAAAAAACAGGAGAGGGAGGAAAAAAAUUGGCCUAUACCGCCUCCUUCAGUUGCAGAAACAUCUGUACUGCCUCCUUCGGUGGCAGAAAUAGAAACCCUAAUACAAAGAAUUUAAUGCUCUGCUGCCAUAGCUGGAGAGCCCUUAGGACAUUGUGCUUUUCCUAUUUCCAUAAGGCCUGAUCCAAACAAUCCACAGCAGGUUAUUCAUGAACACACCCCACUAGAGUUUAAGUUGUUGAAGGAAUUAAAAGUGAGAGUGGUAAAUAACGGCAUACAGAGCCCAUUUACCUUAGGAUUGCUAGAAUCUGUGUUUGGUGCUAUGCGUUUUUUACCCUUUGAUGUGAGACACUUGAUGCGCACUUGCUUGUCCACUAGUGCAUAUCUGACAUGGAAUUUAAAUUGGCAAGAAAUGUGUGCAGACCAGGCUAAACAGAACCAUGUUGCUGGACACGGAGACAUUACAGAGGAUAUGCUGUUAGGUCAUGGCCCUUAUUCAGAUGUAGAACGUCAAAUGGCACUCCCAGACGCUGCUUAUCAGCAGUGUACACAGGCCGCUAAAUGCGCCUGGGCCACAAUCCUGAAGAGGGAGUCCCAGUACAAUCCUUUUUACAUGUCAUGCAGGGGUUGCAGGAACCCUAUGCACAAUUUCUUGCAAGAUUACAUAAGGCGGUGAGGCGUCAGAUUCCUCAUACUGUGGCUGCAGAAAUGCUAACCUUAACUAUAGCUUUUGAGAAUGCAAACAUGUACUGUAAACGUGCACUGGCACCAGUGAGGUGUACAAAAAACUUGGGAAAUUUUCUCAGAGCUUGUCAGGAUGUAGGAACUGAGCUUCAUCGAUCUGCAAAGUUAGCAUAAGCAAUGGCUAAUUUAGCAGUUGACAAAUCUAAAAGGAGCCAAGGGUCAAACCCUAAAAUGGGAAAAUGUUGUAACUGUGGAAAAACUGGACAUCUAAAAAAGGAAUGCCGCCAGAUCUCAGGACAGAAAGGAUAUUACAAUGCAGUUCACUCCCUAGCAGAAAAAACACCAGGACUCUGUAUUCGCCAUAACAAAGGAAAUCACUGGGCUACCCAGUGCUGCUCAGAAUUUCAUCAGAAUGGUACCCCGUCGGUAAACGAGAUGGGGGCCUGCACCCGGGCCCCUCAAACAAUGAGGGCAUUCCCAAUGCAGACCACAACCCCACUUCAGGGUUGGGUUCCUGGAGGCACAUUGAUUCCCUCAACCCAGGAACACCAGGAAGUACAGGAUUAGAGCUACCCACCAGAGAAAGAAUCACAUUAGUUAGGGGAGACAAACCUAUUUGGGUAUUUGGGGACCUUUACCGACAGGAUACACAGGACUAAUUUUAGGUAAAAGCUGCCUUAACUUGCAAGGCAUCACUGUAGUCCCAGGAGUGACUGACUCCGAUUAUGAAGGAGAAAUUCAAGUAGUUUUAAUGUCACAAGAUCUUUGGGUUUUUGAACUGGGAGAAUAUGUUGCUCAAUUAUUGCUUAUUCCCUGUGAAUUACACCCUUCCCCAUGAAAAGAGAAACGAGGAAAUAAAGGGUUUGGGAGCACAACUACACGGGAAAUCUAUCUUUCCCAACCCAUAGCCUCUAAUAGACCUACCUGUGUAGUACACAUUAAAGGAAAGAAAUUUUAUGGGCUUAUGGACAUGGGAGCUGAUGUGUCAGUCAUAUCUAUAGGAUGGGCACAUCAAACAUUACAACGCAUGUUGAAAAGACAAAAAGGGGGUAUAGGAGGCCAACUACCACCUCAAUCAAAACUACAUUUAGCCUUAUUUACUUUAAAUUUUCUGACUCCUGGUACGGAUGGUAAGACUCCAGCAGAAAGACACUGGCAAGUGUUAGAGGAAAAAAGCAAAGUUUAUCUGAAAGUGUUAUGGAAAUCCCCAGAAGGACGACAAUGGAAAGGCCCGGUAGAUUUACUGACCUGGGGAAGAGGGUAUGCUUGUGUGUUUACAGGAGAUGGACAAGCCAUGUGGGUGCCCUCAAGGUGCAUGCAACCAUGGAAUGGGAGACUGGAGGAACCCAGGGUGGCCAACCAUGGGCCUGGUCCCUCCUGUACGAGCUAUGAGUCAGCUGAGCCUGAGUGCAAAGAUGGAGAGAAGGCCAACCAGAGUCAUGAUGACAUCAACCCCCAUAACCUGGGGACAACUCAAGAAAACCACGCAGGAAGCUGAGAAACUACUGGAGUGUCAGGGACAGGCAAAAACCCCUGAUUCCAUGCUCUUGGCCAUGUUAGCCAUAAUGUCCUGUGUGCUACGUUUUCCCUGUGCACAGGCAAAAACAUAUUGGGCAUAUGUUCCCAAUCCCCCAGCAGUAUGGCCUAUACUUUGGAGCUCACUCCUCCUGAGAUUUAUCACGAUCAGGGAGAGUGGGCUCCAGGACCCCUAACUCCCCGUGACAUAGAACAGUUAGACUCUCAGAACAAUGUCAUUAAUUAUACCACUCCACUGGAAGGACUCCCUUUGUUUAUCACCACAAAGACGUCGCUCAGCCAUAGCUGUCUUGCAAUUCAAGCUCAAACAUGGUUGAGUCACUAUGGAAAAAUUAUGUACUUAUUAGGUCUUGGUUCUAUUAAUGUAACUGGUGUGCUAACCAAUCAUUCCCAGUCCAGUCACCCUAAUUGUGCUGAUUAUACAGAAUGGAUUCCAUUCAAUAGUUCCUACCCCACUCCGUGGACCCAGUGUCUUGAUCCACUGGCUAGUAAACAGUAUAUGUCAACUGAAGACACUGUGGAUUGGGAACCUAAAGGUCAAUUAGAUGGAAAAGGUGAAAGUCAGAAAUCAUGGCACAAACUUCACUGGCAUUGGCGGCAAGCUUUUAAUGCUUCUUCUUUACACAACACCAGAAUCCAAUCCCAGUCUGCUGCUCAGAUUGCUUGGCAUGGAGCAGGCGUUAGCCCACCUCUUCCUCAGUUGCAUUAUCUGGGGAGGAAAGGACCAAUUCAAGAAACUAUAUGGAAGGCAGCACUCCCAUUUAUGAAUGGCAACAUCUGGAUUGGAACACUGUCUAAUAAUAGCAAUAGUAAGCAACACAGUCUUAACGUUGCAUUUGUAAAGAAUAUCACCACUCAGUUUACAGUUUGUGUUUUUAAUCCUUAUGCCUUUUUGGCAGCUAAGAAGGACCAGCUUCAGGUAAGCAAUACCCAAUUGACCUGUAAAUCUUGCCAGUUAUAUCACUGCAUUAAUCAUAGCACAUUACAAACACAUAAUAUCUCUACUUUGAUAAUGUUGGAUUGCAUCCCUGGGCUAUGGAUUCCUGUUAAUCUGUCUGAGCCUUGGGCUGCCACACCUGCUUUGCAUUUUUGUAACACUUCUUCUAACUCAGCUUACUCCGUAGAGCCUUAGGCAUAAUUUUUGCUAUUGUUUCCUUGGUCAAACUAAUAACUUCUGUUGUGGUAUCUUCUGUAACUCUGCAUAAUUCUAUUCAAACAUCUCAGUAGGUGGAGAACUGGACAUGCACAGCUGACCAAGCGAGGCUACUUCAGAAUAAAAUUAACACUGAGUUACAAACUGAAGUGGCAAUGUUGAAAUCCACGGUUCUGUGGUUAGAACAGUCUGUAAAAUCGGAUGGACCGCCAAUUGGAGAAUGAGAGCUUCCCAGCCCAGCCUUACAUUCUUUCAAUUAAUACAUAAACAGAAAGGGGGAUAUGCAGGGAGCCGAAGGCAUGUGGGACCUGACCAACUCAGCAUUCCACUGGAGGCUAUAUGAUCAAACAGCAAACUGUUUAUCAUGAAUACAGGAUGUGAGCAAACUCAGGACUGCUCCUGCCAACAUAAGGUUUGCUGGAGGCAAUCACUCCCUGGCACCGAGGUUAUCUACUGCGACAUCUAGAGAAUGCAGUCUUGCAAGCCUACUCUGAACUGAGCAGCCGACCCGUUCUUCCAUCCCCCCACCCUCCUAUCUCUUUUGCCUAAUAAAUACGGAGGGCUGUGUAAAGCCCAGGGCCCUUGUCCACUAGAGGCAAGGUGCUCCCUGACCCCUUCUCCCAAAUAUA
Messenger RNA from Gorilla gorilla gorilla (western lowland gorilla), 4429 nucleotides. RefSeq names its product endogenous retrovirus group K member 25 Env polyprotein-like. Lineage: Eukaryota; Metazoa; Chordata; Mammalia; Primates; Hominidae. The record is from RefSeq and is a predicted model, not a curated record. The coding region runs from base 2751 to 3779 and encodes 342 amino acids. The transcript has 2 exons.